CCGCACUCAAGCGAUGCCACGUGAUGCGGGGUGACGCGCUACAGGAAGGCGGGGCGUAGCUGGGCCGGAAGUGGCUGGCUGUGUUCCGGUUUGGAGGCCGCGGCCGGGCUCGGUGUUCGCUGCUGACUUCAGUAUGGAUGUUGAUUUAAUAUGUCCCGGAUUAUAUUGUGGAAAACAAAUAAAAGAGAGUGGAAAUGAUAGUCAAUUCCAAUACGGAGAUUGUGGGGUAUGCCCAAGAGGGGAAAGAUCAGAUGCCUUGAAGAUUUGUCGGAAAUGUGAGGAAUUGCCAGAGUUAUAUGACUGGCUGUAUCUUGGCUUCAUGGCAGUCCUACCUUUGGUUUUGCAUUGGUUCUUUAUUGAAUGGUACUCGGGCAAAAAGAGUUCCAGUGCACUUUUUCAGCAUGUGACUGCAUUAUUGGAAUGUGCUGUUGCAGCCAUUGUCACAUUGUUGGUAAAUGAUCCAGUUGGGGAGCUGCAAAUCCGGUCCUGCCGUGUGAAGAUGCUGUCAGAUUGGUACACAAUGCUUUAUAAUCCCAGUCCAGAUUAUAUUACUACAUUGCAUUGUACACAGGAAGCUGUAUUUCCUUUGUACACCAUUGUCUUCAUCUACUAUGCUUUCUGUCUGGUUUUCAUGAUGCUGCUCCGUCCUCUCCUGGUUAAAAAGAUUGCAUGUGGUCUUGGAAAGUCGGACCGAUUUAAAAGUAUUUAUGCAGCCCUCUACUUUUUCCCAAUUCUUACAGUGCUUCAGGCAGUUGGUGGAGGCUUGCUUUACUAUGCUUUUCCAUACAUAAUUCUAGUCCUGUCCUUGGUAACUUUGGCAGUAUAUAUGUCUGCUUCCGAAAUACAGACUUAUAAGGAUUUGAUCACCAAAAAGAAGAGAAUAAUUGUUCUGUUCAGUCACUGGAUACUGCAUGCCUAUGGAAUAAUCUCAAUUUCCAGACUGGAUAAACUGGACCAAGAUCUGCCCCUGUUGGCCUUAGUGCCCACUCCUGCACUUUUCUAUCUUUUAACUGCUAAAUACACAGAGCCUUCAAGGAUACUGUCAGAAGGUGGCAAUGGACAUUAAAGAAAACGUGGGAAAACAGAAUACAGUAUUUGAUUGGUCAAUGAAUGUUAGAGAUUGCUUUAAUAACAUGGGGAGACCCACUAAUGUUAUCACCAAGGAAACCUGUUUUUUAUUGCUUAUUAAGAUUGUUAUUUAUAUUCUGCGCACACAUGAACAAAAUUGCACUAAGAAGCAUAAAGGAAAUGUUAAUAAAGUUGAAUAUAUAAACGAUUGGAUAUCCUGUGGGAUGGGGAUAAAAAGUGAAAAUUUGAAAAGAUUUGUAGAAAAGCAGCAUUGUAGUGUCUUUGUAUCCCUGCAGUUUGCUGGCUGUUUAGAUUAAGUUAAUGUUUUAUUUUAUGGGAUUUCAUUUGACUAUAAUUCUAUUGCACUGUUACCCUUAUCUUAAUAUCUCUAGAUUGAACCAACACAGCAUUGCCCAAAGCCUCAUCAGUUGCCUUGUUAAUUGCUUUUCUAUUAGACUACCACCCAGAGUAAAUCACACAAGAAAUUGGUGCCACUUCUUUUUUAAAUUAUAAAACAUCCAUUCAUGCAUUUCAUAUUUUGCCAAGUUGCUUUUACAGAGCUACCUUAUUUCCAAAUUCAAGCAUGUAAGUGUCUUUUCAUUUGUCAACACCACAUUUGUAGACAAUAUUACAGUGUAAAUACAGUAAAUUCCAUGACUCUUAAAAGGAUUAAUUGUAACUCCUGUAUUCUCCAGAAGUUGGAACCGUGAACUAUUUUUAAUCUAAGAGUAGAGACGCGCGGUUAUUUAAAUCUCUAGCACAGGCUUUAUCAGACGCGAAAAUAUACUUAAGAUAAACACAAAAAGCUGGAGUAACUCAGCGGGUCAGAGAGCAUCUGGAGAAAAGGAAUAUGUGACGUUUCGGGUCGAGACCCUUCAGACGAUAUGCUUUUUCAAAUCAGACUUCUUAAAUCAGAGCAGGUUUUGCAAGUGACAGUUCAAGACUUACAAAAUUUAUACAACUAAUAGAUCAGCUGCCAAUUAACGGGCCUGUCCCACUUUCCCGAGUCCUCUGCCGAGUUGAAAGGACCUUUUAAAAAAAAAUCAAGAUUUUUGUGAUCUACGUCUCCUCGUCCCGACUAUCUUUUUACUCAUGGACAUUUUUGUCAUGCUGGAAAAAUGUCCCGCCUUGCCUGAUGCCCUGAGUACCUACGGCUGGCAUAACAAGCCACUACGAUAUAGCUACGGACUCCUGCGGCCUCGCUACGGACAUUCUCCGAGUUUGAUUCCAGGGGAAAACGGGAGAAUUUGUGAGUAACUCGGGAAAGUAGGGCAGGCCCUUAACUAUAAAUGUAAAUAUUUUUAAAUUGUAUUCUAAUCCAAGAACAAUUUGUGAUGCUGUCAAUUAAAUGUUGUCUUACCUCA
This is a messenger RNA of Amblyraja radiata (thorny skate), 2432 nucleotides long. It is a transcript of the gene jkamp, whose product is annotated as jnk1/mapk8 associated membrane protein. The coding region runs from base 134 to 1066 and encodes 310 amino acids. The record is from RefSeq and is a predicted model, not a curated record. Gene Ontology annotation, molecular function: ubiquitin protein ligase binding. Gene Ontology annotation, biological process: response to unfolded protein; ERAD pathway. Gene Ontology annotation, cellular component: membrane. The transcript has 7 exons. NCBI's taxonomy places the organism in Eukaryota, Metazoa, Chordata, Chondrichthyes, Rajiformes, Rajidae.